Cyclopterus lumpus (lumpfish) is the source of this 1682-nucleotide messenger RNA. It is a transcript of the gene sntg1, whose product is annotated as syntrophin, gamma 1. The record is from RefSeq and is a predicted model, not a curated record. Gene Ontology annotation, cellular component: intracellular anatomical structure; dystrophin-associated glycoprotein complex. Lineage: Eukaryota; Metazoa; Chordata; Actinopteri; Perciformes; Cyclopteridae. The coding region runs from base 84 to 1682 and encodes 532 amino acids. The transcript has 18 exons. Gene Ontology annotation, molecular function: structural molecule activity; protein binding.
CGCCUCGCCGCUCGAUGGCUAGAUCUCGCCGUACAAAGCACUGGGGGCCUUUCUACCGAGUAUCCCUCACUGCGUAGUAGCACAUGGAUUUCAAGACUUCAAAUGAAGAGACAAAGACUGGGAUUUACUUGAUGCAAGAAGGGAACGAGGAUCCGUUUAAUAUUCGACUGCACUUGGCCAAAGAUCUCCUGACCCUUCAAGAGCAAGACGUCAUCUGUGUGUCGGGGGAGCCUUUUUAUUCCAGCGAAAGGACGGUAACGAUCAGGAGGCAGACGAUCGGAGGGUUCGGCCUGAGCAUCAAGGGUGGAGCGGAGCACAACAUCCCGGUCGUAAUAUCCAAGAUAUCAAAAGAACAAAAAGCUGAACUCUCUGGGCUGCUUUUCAUUGGAGACGGCAUCCUUCAGAUAAAUGGAAUAAACGUCCGAAGUUAUCGCCACGAGGAAGUGGUCCAGGUGUUGAGAAACGCCGGCGAAGAAGUGACUCUCAACGUCUCGUUCCUGAAGAAGACUCCGGCCUUUCUGAAACUGCCCGUGUGUGAAGACUGCACAUGCAUCCCCAGCGACCAGAGUAGUGGGACCUCCUCACCUCUGUGCGAUAGCGGCCUGCACUUGAACUACCACCCUAACACGGACACGCUGUCCUGCUCGUCCUGGCCCACGUCCCCGGGGCUCCGCUGGGAGAAGAGAUGGGUGGACCUGCGCCUCAUUCCACUGCUUCACUCGCGCCUGUCGCAGUACAACCCGGGCUCUGACGUCUGCAGGAGUCAUGCCUUCCAGCUGGUGGCCGUGGACGGAGUCUGCAGCGGCGUGAUCCAGUUCCCCACGGCGGAGGACUGCUUGGACUGGCUUCAGGCUCUGGCCGGCAACAUCUCCGGUCUCACCAAGCACAAUGUGAAGAAGAUUAACCGUAAUUUCCCAGUCAACCAGCAGAUCAUCUACAUGGGCUGGGUGGACGAGAAGGAGCAGGACUCCGUUCAGGACCGAAUGUAUUCCCCAAAGUUCCUCGCUCUGCGGGGCUCCUCCCUCUUUAAGUUCUCGGCGCCUCCCGUGACGACGUGGGACUGGACCAGAGCCGAGAAAAGCUUCACUGUGUACGAAAUCAUGUGCAAGAUCUUAAAGGAUAAUGACCUCCUGGACAAGAGGAAGCACUGCUUCAGCGUCCAGACGGAGAGCGGCGAGGACAUGUUCUUCAGCGUGGAGCUGGAGCGCGAGCUGCUGAUCUGGGAAAAGGUUUUUCAGAUGGCCACGUUCCUGGAGGUGGAGAGGAUACAGUGUAAAACGUACGCCUGCAUCCUGGAGAGCCACCUCAUGGGACUCACGGUCGACUUCAGCAUGGGCUUUGUGUGCUUUGAUGCCGCUUCAAAGGCCGUCCUGUGGAGAUACAAGUUCUCCCAAUUGAAAGGAUCGUCGGACGACGGGAAGAGCAAGAUCAAGUUCUUAUUCCAGAACCAAGACUCCAAAUCUAUCGAAGCGAAGGAGCUGGAGUUCUCCAACCUCUUCGCCGUGCUUCAUUGCAUUCACGCUUUCUUCGCCGCCAAAGUCGCCUGCCUGGACCCGAUUUUCGUGGAGAGCCAAGGCGCCGCGACGACGGCGACGUCGACGUCGACGACCGCCGGCUUCCCUUCUUCUCUCUGCAGUAUGUCGUGUAACCCGCAGACGCCUAAACUCAAGUACGCCACCUGA